Molecule: messenger RNA, 9380 nt
Organism: Corticium candelabrum
Lineage: Eukaryota; Metazoa; Porifera; Homoscleromorpha; Homosclerophorida; Plakinidae
Product: protein unc-80-like
Exons: 36
Coding region: 1-9240 (3079 amino acids)
Biological process (GO): monoatomic cation homeostasis
Cellular component (GO): axon; cation channel complex
Molecular function (GO): monoatomic cation channel activity
Source: RefSeq, a predicted model, not a curated record
AUGUCUACUCGACAGAAGCGAGAGGGCUCUGUAGUUCCCAUCUCUUACCAAAAGUUUCUGUGGGUUCAGACGAGAAUGUUCCAGAAAGUCAAUCCAGAUCCUAAGGAAUGUGAACGCGCUUGCUCUGCUCUAGCGAGCGUCGUUCGAGACGGCAAGCAACACCCGUGCUUAAAGGGUCUCAAGAGUGUUUCUAGAAGGUUGUGCAUUGAAGCUGCGUUGCCUUGUGUGACACAAGCGUGUGCAGCUAUGCUAAAGCAGCGGAUAUCUCGAGAUAGACUCACUCCCAGCCUUAUUAAAUUGCUAUCCACGCUUCACUGGAUUCUCCUUGAGUCCCCACUUGCCGACGAUCGGUAUCAGGUCAAAUUUGAGACGAUUGAGGCUUUUGUUAAAGAAAUUGUUCCUUGCAUUGAUGAUGUUGAUGUUGCCAAGGAUCUUGUUGGAACAGGAGAUCUUCGACGAGGAGCUGAACCAAUAUGGGAAUGUUUACAACGACACCUUACACCAGAAGUUCCUUUAUUGAACUACCUGUAUCGAUCAGAUCCAGUCCCAUCUGACACGCAAAGUGCUGUGUCUUCAAUCAGCGGGGUUGGAGUGGAGAGGGUGUCUGUCUUUGACAUAGCAGUCAUGCGAGCUGUUGGUACAACAAGCUGGCCAGAUUGUGCAGUAGAAUGGGCACUGAAAUACCUUUGCACUAAAGUAAUCAGAAGCAAGAUAAAUAAACAAAGCAAACGGAUGGGAGUUCCACCUUCUAUUCAUAUCUCUACGUCUUACUUAGGAAGUCCAGGUAGAAGUAGUCCUUUGCAUCAAAGGCUAAGGAAAAGCCAAAGUGUGGAACCAACCAUAAAAUCGGAGAAAGAUGCUGCAAUGGGCAGUUCUGAAUUAAAAGAUAAAAGACUUGUUGGUCGGACAGAAUCAGAUAGUUCAAUAAUUGUUGCUCAUGUAAGAGCCAAGGAGAAACGAGAACAAAGUUUGAGCAGUGAAAGUCCAAGUAUUCAAUGCUCUAAUCCACUGCUUAAUGAUUACGCAGAAGUCGUAUCUACAGUGCUGUAUGGUAGCUCACUUGAUAGGCCACAGCAGCGAAAACAGAAGGCACUCAAGCAGCAAGAGUCAUCUGUUGUCUCAAUGGAUGUGAGAGAUGAAAUAGAUUUGUCAUAUUAUGUAGCACCUGAUUUGCGGCUUAGCAUCCCAGCAAUCUUUGAUGUCAUCACUUAUCAAAUUCUGUGGAGCCAGUCUGCAUUCAGCUCUCGUGUCUAUGAAGGAAUGCUAAAUCUCAUUCGGGAAUGUCUAUGUGUUGGCUUUCAGAGCUUCUCGUCACGACAUCCCAUUUCAGCAAUAGAUACUGCUGCUCCCUAUAGUAUAUCUUCUCCACCUCCAACACGAUCUGUGAGCUAUAAUCAAGAAGAAGAAUUCCAGUUUCUACGUAAGGCUCUCUGGACAGUGCUUCUCUUGUUGCGACAUCUUGGCUGCUGUGAACAUGGUUGCAAAUAUGGGAUAAAAGGAAGGCAAGGUCGAAGAUUACAUGCUUUAGUAUCAGAAUGUCUUUCAAUGAUUGCUCAACACAAUUUGUUAGAGUUUAAGAAACAUAUUCGAUGUAUUAUUGUUGACAAGCCUCUGGUUGAGGUUCUCUCAUGUCUCCAUGCUUUCUUCUGUUUCUGCACCAUUGAGAAUGACACAACACUGCAGAAUUGUGUUCAAUCUUUAUCUACAUUGAAGACAUCUAUUCGAAUUAAUGAAGAGGGAGGGGCAGGCAGUUUUGAUGAUUUGUCUCAUCUUCAAAUGAGUGACGUGCAAAUUCCAGUUGGAUACAAAAAGGGAAAGGAGAAUGUCGAAGUAGGGAUGGUGAAGAUUGUAUUAUCUCAUUUGACGAAUAGAUUAAUGACAGAAGAUAUGGGAAAACCGGCUACAUUUGGAAUCUCGCAACAGUUUUGUCUCUUCAUCACAUAUUUAAAUGCCCAUCAUGACAAGCUCCUAAAACGUGUUGCAUUUGCUUCUCUCUUUAAUAGCAAGCAUUUCAAGUCAUGUUUUCUUCAAACUAAAAAACUCAGCAGUCAAUUAAGUGGAGAUUUGGAGUCAUUUGCACGACCCAGCACUGAUUUGCCAACUUCGCCAUUUUCCCAGAACACUGCUAAUUCUGAUACUCCUCGCAUAAACAGGGUUCAAUCGGCAAAGAAGAUGUGGAAGAGACUAACAAAGAGCAAAUCAAAGACGAAAUCUUCAAUCAGUCAACGCAGUAUAGAUCGCAGUGCAAGUUCAUCAUUCCUGCCAGGAAGGAGGAGGCAUAUCAGUAUAGGCGAGUUAGAUCCUCUAAAGGCGGUUGAUUUACAGUCAGUGCGGUAUGGAUUGAAGCAGUUCUCUAUUCUCCUCAGUUGCUCAGAGCUUGGAGCUUUGCCAAGUAGCAAUACACUUGCUGCUUUGCUGGACAUGGAUGCUCCUGUUCUUCCAAGAGCUGCUAUUUUUCUUGAAUGUUCAAAUCUCAUUUAUCGUUGUCGCAAUGGUCAUUACACAGUGUGGAUGAAUGCUAACUCUUUACGAGGUGCAGGACUUGCCAUCAAUAUCUGGCACUGGGGACUGGCACUUGGAAAUAAGCUUAGUGAGAUCAUCACAUCAGAGAAGGAGAAGGAGGAGACUUGUUUGAAAAAGAUAGAUGAGUGUAGAGAAAUGUCACAGUCUUUGGAAGGAGAACCUCCAAAGGAUGACGGUGAGAAACAGUGCCCUGCUGCACUUCGAAUGAUUUGUUGUCAGUUGCUGCUGGAGAUUACUGCUUUUCUUCGUGAGUGUCCUCGUGUUUUCUCACGAAGAAAGAAGAAGUCAAGUAUUUUUAGCUCAGGGCAGUUCAGCCCCAAUUACUCGACUCGUUUUUCCAGUUCCCGGACAGCAAGCUCUCGGUCUGGACGGGAUGGAGAUAGGUUCUUUGUUAGAAGGCCAAGUCACAGUCCUGGAGUACAGAGUGGUCGUCAGGCAACUUCUGAAAGAGAAAGAGAUCGAGAGAUUGGACAAGAGAAAGAAAUGCGUCGUCAUGUUGACACAGGCAUUACUGAAGCUGUUCUUGUUGGUCCAAGUAACAUGGGAAUGUUAUCUGUAUUGCUCACUUCAAACGCUUCUGCUCCCUCAUCUCUUUCUGUUUCCAGAGAAGGACGUCGUCUUAGUGCAGCAUCCUCUAUAGCUCAUGGAGGAGCCACAUCUGGUGUCAGUCGUCGUAUUGAAAGGGCUGUGAGUUUCAGUGGCAAAGCUGGUCCUGCAAUUGAUGCAGAAGAUGGUUAUCGGCGUUACGGCAACAGACAUUCAAAUCGUCGUAACACAUUAUAUUAUGACGUGGAUCUUGCCAGUUGUUUGAGUGAUGGAAGUGAAGAUGAUGCUGAUGGAUAUCUUAGUGAUAGUGAAAAGUAUGGGUCUGGUCAGAAUAGCAGCUUUCUUCGGUCUGAGCGAGAAAACUUCCCAUGGAUGUCUGUUAUAGCAGACAUCAUCAAUGGCAUGUCAACGUCCUGUAACCAUGAAUACUCAUGUGAAGAGACAUGUGUCAGGCGACAAAAGAAGCGUUGUCUGAUUUUGCUGGAAUCUUUGGAAGAAUUAUAUGGCCAAACAGAGAAACCAGAGAAAUAUCGUAAAAGGAGUGAGGUUCAGACAGGUCACACAGAAAAAGGAUUUAGUUUUACUGAAAGUAGUCAAUAUCAACUUGGCUUACGAGACAGCGUUAGUGGACACCAUAGUCUUACCCAUUCCAUCGUGCAGCAUUCAAUAAUUUCAGAGACAUUGGGUCUGUCACGUGGUGGGCUUGGUCUAUCUGUUAACUUUGAUAUCAAAACAGAACGAUAUUCAGGAAGAGCAAGGGCACCAAAACUUUCUACUGUUAUUCACAAGACUCUUGGCACAAUUGCCAACCUAGCUAUUGGUGGUGUGAGCAGCCGUGGUAAUGAGGAUGACGAAGACGUAGAAGAUACAGCACAGCCAAGGUUCAGACAGUCGAGGUUACAUGAGCUUGAAUCACAGGGAUAUGAUAAUGAUGCAGAAAAGAAAUUUAAUCAGGAGAGAAUUGAUUACUUGAGAAAUCAGGUAAUUGGUCUUUGUCACUGUGGCUUCUCAGCAUAUAUUGUCGCUGCCCCUGUUCUUCCUGAGUCAUUGUUUCAAGUGAUUGUGGACAGUGCAUGGAACAUGCUAUUGGAUUCCAAUCAUGACCUCAGCUCAUCAGCAGCUUGCGUUUUUCUUCUUGCAUCAGCCAAAGUGGGGAAAGCAGCAGAAAGUAAACUGAUGGAUUCUUUGGAUAGUCCAGACCCAUUGACACGUUUAAAUGGCAUUGCCAGGUUUGGUGUUUUGUGGGAGAACCGUUACCAGGUGUGGCCUAGAAUGGAGAAGGAUGCCCAGAAGAAAUUCAAAGUUCCUCCACUGAAUAUCGGAUUCACAUUACCAUCACCACCUCUUGGAUGUGCUGGUGUGUUACCUCCUGACACACCAUGGAAAGUGCAGAGGGAGACAAAGAGUGGACAAGCAACUGGAAGCAAGAUGGAAGAUGGAAUUCAAUCUGUCAAGGAGAACAUUGAGGACACUAGAAGAGACACUAAAAAACAAGGAAGGCAAAACUUCAACAUGCGCAGAAUUCCGAUCAUACAGAAAGCUGGAAUUGAUUCCGCUGCUGUAGACGUGGAAGGUGAUGGUUCUCAUGAUGUUGAACGAAGUCGUCAUUAUGCUUUGUUCCCUGCUGCUAUCUACUCUGCUAUUCCACGGCUUAUUCAACUAUUGGACGCUGCUGUUGUUGGUGACAACACAAACACAACAAUUGCAGAAGCAGUUCAAUGUGUUAUCUGGAAAUGUCUUGUUGAAGAACCGGCUCUCUUCUUCAGACCAUUUCAAGAGAGAGCUGUGAAAUCUGGGCAGCAGGGUGAAAUUCUUCAGUCAUUGCGUUGUUUGCUACUGUACUUUCCUGUUCUUCCUCCAGCUGCAGCUCAGUUUGUCUACAACCAUAUGAUGGGUGUUAUUACGUAUUAUGCAAGUGGAAAGGGUCGUCUGAAGGAGAACUGUCAGGAGAUUGUGUCCGAUGUGCUGUCUGUCAUAUGGCAGGUUGUGCCUAGUGUGAAGGGACUCAAUUUGAAGACUUUAAAGGAGCAGUUGAAGAGAGAACAAUGUGAUGUGACUGUUCUUAUUACAGCUCGCCAGAGUACUGCCAGAGCUCUCUGUGUUUCGUGUCCCUCAUUACAUGGUCAGGCAAAUGGUGCAGCAAAUGUUGCAGUGAUUAAGAAUGUUGAAUCUGACCAUACAUUUCAAAGCAUUGUUGAGGCAGCAGCAAAAGAUCUGAAGUUAACAGCUAAAGACUACUACUUAGAAGAUCAAAGAACUGCUGCUGCACUUGUUGAUCAUCAUUAUGUUGGAGAUCAUUAUUUCCAUCGAAGAGAGUCAGAGUCACAAUAUCAACUUAAACUUGUUCCAAUUAGCAAUCAGGAUGCAGAAGUAGAGGAGAAGAAACAGAGAUUUGCUUUUUUGCAUGCUCAGUCAGAACUGUGUCGUGUACUUCAUGCUCACUCACUAAUUGAAAGUUGUGUGGCAGCAGAACCUGGACUCAUUUUGAAGGGAAUGACUCCCACAGAGUACUUACAACAUCAUCUGGAUAUCUUGUAUGGAGACUUGUCUCGACAGUCAUCGUUUCCACGGAAAGCUCUUGAGUCAAACUUUGAACUGUACAGUGGUAUCAGUGGCAGAGAACUAUUUGGAGUUGAUCUUCUUCACAAACAAGUGUGGGUAGAGUUUAUCUGGAAAAUGUUUCAUCACACUCCUGAAUCAUUUCCUUGGGGCAAAGAUGCCGUUCAUUUUCUGAAUGUUAUUAAUGGCACUCUCCUACUUCACUGUGAAGACCAGUCGAUGCUUCGACUCUGUCUUUCUUGUCUUCUCGGUGCUAUUCGUAAAUUUACUCAUCUGUUUCCACGUGAGGGUUAUGCACAUAUCAUUCCUACUAUUCUGCGAGUUUAUGCUGCUCACUCGGCAUACAACUUUGUUGUCAAGAGUGUGGAGUAUUUUUGGGUGGAAUGUUAUGCUGCUCAUGGAUGUCAAUUUUUACUGGAGAUGUUAUCAGCUGCUGCUCCUCUGUUAGUUACAAAUCGUGUCCCAUACUUUGGUCAAGAGCAGCAGAGGCUGCAUUCACAAUACAAGGUUCUUCCAGUUCAUCUUUAUAGCUUGUUGAAUUGUCUCGAAAAGAAUGAAGCUGAGGAUGUGUUGCUUUUGGAGGAGAUGAUAGCGGGCAAUAAACAGGCAAUGAACACAGAAGAGAGGCAAAGGAGUAUGACACAGGACAGUAUCUUCAGCAACUCUAGUUCUACAUUAGAGGAAGACAAUAACCAAAAUAGAUUUACUAUGGACACUGCAUUCAGAUUGAUAGUCUCAGUCAUCACCUUUGAUCCAGAGUCUCUGCGUGCAUCACAAAUGCUGUAUUUACUUGAUGCACUGAUGCCAUAUCUUUUGAGUGGCAUUGACAGACAAACGCUAGCGAAGUACGCACAAUCAAUGCAAGUUCUAAUCACUGGAUGUUCAUCUCUUAAAGAAGCAUUCUCACGAGCUCGUAAUACAGGUGGUAAUGCCAGUACAUUUGCUCUCAACUCUCCAUUUGCCACUCCUCACUCCAGCUUGCAUAAUUUCGGCCACAGCACCCAACAGGUACAACCUUCACAGGCAACACAGCAACAUGGCAGCUCCAAUACUUCCCAUUUAACAAAUAAGUUAAGGACAGGACGCACAAUGAGUUUAGACCCGGAACUGAUAACUAGACCAUCUAACAAUAGUGCUAAGCAACGAUACAGUUUGUUGCCCUCUGUUCAACUGUUUUCAAAGAAUCAGGGAAGCAGUGAUAGGACUGCAGCGGAUCAUGAGAGAGCUAGACAACAAGCAGCAGAGGAAGGAACUCUGCACAGAAGUCGAGCAUUAUCUGAUGAGGUGGCAAAGAGAAAGGCGAAUAUGGACAAGCAGCGAGAGGAACGGUUGAGAGAUGAAUUUAGAGAAAGUAGAGACUCGUUAUUGUCUGUGGCAUCAGAGUUCAUUUCUCAUAGCUCCAAGACUCAUGCAAGUCGUCGUCCUAUUUCAAUGUUGAGAGAUCCAAAUGAUUUUCUGUUAUUGGGACCAACCUGCCAUAGUAUUCUAGCUAAUGUUGCUAACUCUCUUCUUAAAUUGGCUCCUUUUGAUCCUUCAACAAUGGCCUGCAAUGGAUUGAAAAAGUAUAUGUUGGAAUUUCUGCCCAGCACUGCUGAGAUAACAUGGUAUGUAGACUUUACAGACAACGGUUAUCAAGAGGCCAUGUAUAAGAUCAUCAGACGUCUCUUAAAGAUAUUUCAACAUCUAAAUUUUAAGAUGCCAUUGGAUUGGGAUGCUCUUUCGGCUCUACUCAAAGGUCCUUAUUUGUGCAUGCAGAAACAACCUGCUCUUGGCCACUUGCCUCCAAUGAGGGAGCUGAUUGAGACUGUUGUACGUAUUGUCACACGCAUUCAAGGAAGUUUGUUUAGUGGCAUAUCAAAUAAUAGUGGAACAAUGACAAAAACUGAAACAACGACCAGUCAACGUCACUCUGGUGUGCCAACACAGAAAGUUCCAUUCUUUAGAGACGAGCCGCCACCAUUCUUUUGUGAGUCAGUUGUUCGCCUUGUCACAAUGCUUAUGAUGUCAAUGAAGGACCAACACACUCAAGAUCAGUUUACUUUGGAGAAAGUGUGUGGGAGUUCUAAAGGCUUUGGUGAAUUAAGUAGAAAUUCUGCAAGAAUUUUGAGAAGUCUUUUGCUGCCUCUGUGUAUUCGUCUGGGAUGCGGAAGGAGUGAUUGGCCAAAAGCUACAUCUCAAGAUGUUCGCUAUGCAGUCACCUGCCUUCUUCGCACUCUUCUGUCAGGAGACAAUACAACUUCAGGAAUUCAAGGGGUUACUCUGCGACCAUUGUUAGUUGGUGCUCUUUCUACUACCUCAGAAGCAAAGGCUGACCAAUUUCGAAUUAAAGAUGCCACAGCAGAACAGCCACUAGAUGAGAAAGUAGCAAGAGUUGUAUUUCACGGUCUGAAGAUCAUUGUUGCUUGCUUUGAGAAGCAGCUGUCAUCUCAUUGGCAUCGAAUAGCAUCUGCAAUAAAACAGUUUAGCAAGAAGCCCUAUUCAGACUGCCAGCCGUUCUGGAAUUUUCUUGAAUAUCUCACUAAAGAGAAAGGUCCUCUGUUUAUCCAGCUCAAAGCCUUUAUUAGAAGCAAGGUGUCUCAUCCUCCUUCUGGUUAUUAUGACGUUGCAAGGAACAUUAACUUGCUUAUGAAUAAGGCUGGUGGAACAAGAACUUGCCAUGGCAGUCUGUUGCAGCAGUUAGCUAUGGAACUAGCAAAAAUCAAUGAUCUGAAUCCACCACAAUGGGAUGCUGACACUACAGACAUUGUUUCUAUUGCUGCUCUACAACCACCUCCUAAAAAAAGGAAAAAGAUAACCGCUCCAGUCAUGGCAUCUCCUUAUGUACAGAGAAGUGUGAGUACUGUUGAUGCAAUAGAGGAAACUGCAGAUAUUGACGUAGGUGUUGACAAUGCGAAAGAAAGGCGUCCUCCUGGCAUUCAACGAUUUGUAUCAGAACCAGGCCCUACUCGUAAUCGUGCAGCAAUUCGAGAAAGUCUGACUGGCAAUGACUCAAAUCUGAGAGUUCGUGUUGAUGUCCACCAACCACUGCUGUCUCCAGUGCUUGAACACCAACCAAGUCACACACUUUUGUCAACAUCUUUAGUUCAGGAUGAUGCUGACAAACCGCGGUACAUUGGAUCCUCUUUGUUAGACAGCAGUUUGAAAGGGAAAGAAGACAAUGAGAAGGCAGCACCACAGUCACAUGCUGUUGGUAUAAUCAAUAAUGGUGGCACAAUGGAUAGUCCUACAGCAAGUGCAAGCUCGUCAAUCCUCACUAGUGGUCAUGGGUCAUCAGAUGAAAUUGAUGUAUGGCUGUGCACAGUUGAAGGCUUAGCUCUAAAACCACCAACUUUGAGACAAACAAUAUCAACAGAAAGAUCUGCUGCUGACAGUCAGUCCCAAGCUGUGAAGCACAAGGCAGUUGCCCAAAAAGAAGAGUCACGGAAACGACUGGUCAAACAAGAAACGUUUGAUUUUGAUGACAGUCCUAUCGGACAUCAGGCUGACGAGGAGGUGUCGGAAGAAAAGAGUUCAUUGUUGGAGUUAACUGAUGUUCCUGAAUAUCAGGACAUGGCUUCACUUGUAAGACAUAUGCUUUUUGAAAAUCCAGACAUGAGAGAAUCUUAUCUGUAAGAAUUUAUAUAUGUACAAUUUAAGUAAAUUCAAUUUUAUAAGAACAGUAGGAUUUUAGUAUAAAAUGUUAUCUAAAGGAAAAUUCCAAUGCUCAUUCUGCACUAUGUGCUAAAUAUAGACGGCCGUAGAGUGUCACGUGA